AUGGACGUGCAAGACCAGGAGACUCUAGGCAGGUGGGACGGGCUGUCAAGUCGGGACGCCGGCUCCAGGACGACCGCCAUGGAGCAAAUUCGCCAAGAGGUCCUGACGAAAGUGGAGGCAAUCGGGCCCGUGCAGCCAUCCUCGCCUUCGUUGCCGUCAGGGUCUCCUCUCAGCAGUGACCUGAAUGACAUACUGGCCCACCUGCUCAUGCUCACCAAGCGAUGUCCUUUCGAAGACGUGCGGGACCGCAGCGUUCACCUUCUGCAGGCCGUCCAGGAUCUGGGAGUGCGAAUCCCAAGACCCCUGGGAAACGGGCCAAGUAGAUUUAUCCCUGAAAAAGAGAUUCUUCAAGUCAGUAAAGUGGACACCAGGACACAGUCGAUAUUUGAGGAUGCGUUCGCCGCCCUCGGUCGCCUGGACAACAUCUCCCUGGUUAUGGGCUUCCACCCGCAGUACCUGGAGAGCUUUUUGCGCACGCAGCACUACCUGCUGCAGAUGGACGGGCCGCUGUCGCUGCACUACCGCCACUACAUAGGCAUCAUGGCGGCGGCUCGACACCAGUGCUCUUAUCUGGUCAACUUGCACGUCAACGACUUCCUCCAAGUGGGAGGGGACCCCAAGUGGCUCAACGGGCUGGACGGAGCCCCGCGAAAACUGCAGCAGCUAGGCGAGCUCAACAAAAUUCUGGCCCACCGACCGUGGCUACUUACCAAGGAACACAUCGAGGGUCUCCUGAAGGCCGAGGAGCACAGCUGGUCGCUGGCCGAGCUCAUUCACGCCGUGGUCCUCCUCACGCACUACCACUCACUGGCCUCAUUCACCUUUGGCUGCGGCAUCGUGCCCGAGAUCCACUGCGACGGCGGACACACUUUCCGGCCGCCCUCGCUCGGUCACUACUGCGUGUGCGAUAUCGCCAACGGCAACAACCACCACGACAGCGGCAGCCAGGAUGGGUGUGACGGUGAGGUGGAGGUUCUAAUGGAGCGCAUGAAGCACCUCCAGGAGUGCCGUGAUGACGAGGAGGCCAGCCAGGAAGAAAUGGCAACGCGCUUCGAGCGGGAGAAAACGGAAAGCAUGCUGGUGGUGACUGCCGAGGACGAGGAGUGGGUGCCUUCUCGUGACAUAUCCCGACAUUUUGAGGACCCAAGCUAUGGCUACAAGGACUUUUCCAGGAGGGGCGAGCAUGUGCCUACAUUCAGAGUACAGGACUACAGCUGGGAGGAUCACGGCUACUCCCUGGUGAACCGUCUCUAUCCCGACGUAGGUCAGAUGCUGGACGAGAAGUUCCAGAUGGCUUAUAACUUGACGUACAACACCAUGGCCACGCACAAAGACGUAGACACCAGCAUGCUGCGCAGAGCCAUCUGGAACUACAUACACUGCAUGUUCGGUAUCAGGUAUGACGAUUACGACUACGGCGAGAUCAACCAGCUGCUGGACCGCAGCUUCAAGAUCUACAUCAAAACCAUGGUGUGCAGCCCCGAAAAAACCACCAAGCGAAUGUACGAGAGCUUCUGGAGGCAGUUUCAGCACUCCGAGAAGGUCCACGUUAAUCUGCUUCUUAUGGAAGCGCGAAUGCAAGCCGAACUCUUAUAUGCUCUAAGAGCCAUCACUCGCUACAUGACAUGA
Molecule: messenger RNA, 1629 nt
Organism: Nerophis lumbriciformis (worm pipefish)
Lineage: Eukaryota; Metazoa; Chordata; Actinopteri; Syngnathiformes; Syngnathidae
Source: RefSeq, a predicted model, not a curated record